CCACUUCACCAUGAAGUCCCACGACGAUUGCAACGAACACGGGCCAGACCCGCUGGUUAUUGAGAAUGAUGCCGAUGUCGCCAAACACGCCGCGGGCAUACAGGACGUCAAGAGCAAGGGCGUUCUCGCUAUCGAUAUGGACGAUGUCCUGUGCAACACCAACCAGACGAUCGUUGACAUGCAUGCUGAACUGUUCCCGGGCAAGGCCACUCCUCCGAUUUCGAUCGAAGAGUUCGAGCAUUACCUUUAUUGGCACAAUCGGGGGUGGGGCACGCAGGAGGAGACCGUCGACAUGGUCAGCCAGCUGUACCGCGCCGGACUCAUGGACCGCCCUAGACCACUUCCGGGGGCGCGUGCGGCCCUAUCGAAACUUAAGAACAUGGGCUACUCGCUCAUCGUCAUUACGGCGCGUAGCGAGAUCCAACGGGAAGGCACUGAAGUCUGGCUCGAGGAGCACCUCCCUGAUCUCUUUGACGAGCUCCACUUUACAGGCGCAUUCAACCACUUGAUUCCUGCUACCCACGCUGAGCACGAGGGUCACGCGGCCAAGCGCGCCGUCGUCUCGCAUAAGAAGCGCACGAAGCACGAAGUCAUGAAGCAGACGGGCGCCAUGCUCCUCGUCGAUGACAGCGCCGAGAACGCACUUGCUGCCGCCAAGGCCGACGAACCCCCGCGCGUGCUCCUGUUCGGGAACUACCCGUGGAACGCCGAGAUCGUCCCGCCCGGGGAACACCACCCAGACGACAAGAUGAUCUAUAUCGAUUGUGAGCAAUGCGGCAAGCUCCCUGCACGGCGGCAGCGUCGACAGGCGCGCAUUGAACGUGGAUGGCUUCCUGACAACGUUACGCGAGUUGCCGACUGGAACGCCGUCAUCGCAUGGAUUGAGAGGCACGAGCGGGGAGAGAACAAGUUAUGACAAGAGUUUAGACUGAGGCGCAGUUGCGAGAGAUGUUGAGCCACAGAGUCUGCAUGCUUAUUGAGCUAA
Molecule: messenger RNA, 985 nt
Organism: Cutaneotrichosporon oleaginosum
Lineage: Eukaryota; Fungi; Basidiomycota; Tremellomycetes; Trichosporonales; Trichosporonaceae
Source: RefSeq, a predicted model, not a curated record